Messenger RNA from Rhea pennata, 4515 nucleotides. RefSeq names its product syntrophin gamma 2 (gene SNTG2). Gene Ontology annotation, cellular component: dystrophin-associated glycoprotein complex; intracellular anatomical structure. Gene Ontology annotation, molecular function: protein binding; structural molecule activity. The transcript has 17 exons. The coding region runs from base 135 to 1757 and encodes 540 amino acids. The record is from RefSeq and is a predicted model, not a curated record. NCBI's taxonomy places the organism in Eukaryota, Metazoa, Chordata, Aves, Rheiformes, Rheidae.
CCCCGCGCCGCCGGCAGCGCCUGCCCCCGCGGAGCCGGGCCGCCGCCGCUCGGGGGCUGGGAUUAAAUGCCUGAGGCACCGCGACCGGCUGAGCCGCCCGUUCCGCGAGGACCAACCCCGCUGCAGGGGAGGAGAUGAGCGUGGCGGGGAAGCAGCCUCCUCCCGCACAGCUCGAGCGCCCAGGCAGCCUCCUCGUCCCGACCUGGACUAAAACUGGUAUUGCAUUGUUGUAUGAUGAAGUAUCUGAAAAUGCCUAUGACAUCCGACUGAAGCUUACAAAAGAGAUAUUAACAAUUCAAAAACAAGAUGUCGUCUGUAUUAGUGGAAGUGAUCACAGUGCAAAUCACAGAACUGUUACACUUCGUAGACAACCAGUUGGUGGCUUGGGCUUAAGCAUAAAGGGUGGUGCUGAGCACAAAGUGCCUGUCGUCAUAUCAAAAAUAUUUAAAGACCAAGCAGCUGACCAAACAGGAAUGUUAUUUAUAGGAGAUGCAAUAAUCCAGGUUAAUGGUAUUAAUGUAGAAAGUGCUACCCAUGAAGAAGUGGUACACCUACUGCGAAAUGCUGGCGAUGAAGUUACCAUCACCGUUCAGUACCUCAGGGAAGCGCCAUCAUUUUUAAAGCUCCCAUUAGGUUCCCCUGGACCAUCUAGUGAUCACAGCAGUGGAGCUUCAUCACCUCUCUUUGACAGUGGCUUACAUUUAAAUGGAAACUCAACUAACACGGCUCCAUCAUCACCUUCUUCACCCAUAGCUAAUGAACCAAAAUAUGAGAAGCACUGGCUAGACACCUUAUCAGUUCCUCUGUCGAUGGCUCGAAUCUCAAGGUACAAAGCUGGAACAGAUAAAUUAAGAUCUAAUGCAUUUGAAGUGCUGGCACUCGAUGGAAUUAGUACUGGGAUACUUCAGUUUUAUACAGCCCAGGAGAGUGCUGACUGGCUGAGAGCAAUAUCAACUAACAUCAGUGAUUUGACACUUCAAAAUAUGAAAAUGGCAAAUAAAUGCUGUUCUCCCUCAGACCAGGUUAUACAUAUGGGAUGGGUAAAUGAGAGACUUGAAGGAACUGAUUCAUCUCAGCUCUACAAAUUCAAGUUUCUGGCACUGAAAGGUUCAUCCUUCUACAUUUUCAGCACUCCACCGGUAAGCACACUAGACUGGGUGCGAGCUGAAAAAAUCUAUAACCUCUGUGAGGUUCUAUUUAAAAUUCACAAGCUCUGGCUUGCUGAUGAUUGCUGGCUACAAGCAAACUUGUAUUUAGGUAUUCAUCAAGACUAUGAUCUUGAAGACCAGAGGCCAUAUUGUUUCAGUGUUAUGGUUGGACAUGGCAAGAGUCAUUAUUUCAAUGUAGAGCUUGGCAGUGAGUUGGCAGUAUGGGAGAAAUCAUUUCAAAGAGCAAUUUUCUUGGAAGUUCAAAGAACAGGGUCUAAAACAUACGUGUGCAGUUGGCAAGGGGAUAUGCUGUGCUUCACAGUUGACUUUGCUCUCGGAUUUACCUGUUUUGACAGUAAAACAAAGAAUGUGCUGUGGAGAUUUAAAUUCUCUCAACUGAAAGGAUCUUCAGAUGAUGGGAAAACAAAAGUAAAGCUACUUUUUCAGAAUCCAGACACCAAGCAAAUUGAGACAAAGGAACUUGAAUUUCAGGAUCUGACAGCAGUUUUACACUGCAUUCACUCCUUUAUAGCAGCAAAAGUGGCAUCUGUGGAUCCAGUGUUUAUGGACAGCCAGAGUAUUGCAAGGAGAUAUAUGUACAGUAACUGAAAUCAGAUUAUUUGUUGUGGUUAUGGAAAAUAAAUUAUUUUCUUAAAGAAAGUAGCUAUUUCAUGCACAAUAUUGCAACUUUGUGAUUUUAUAAGAAGCCUAUAGUUGUAUUAUCUGUAAUGUUGAUGGUUUUCACACUGUUCACUGCUGUUGAAUCUGAUGAGUUUAACAAACAUUAAGUCAAACUGAAUCAGUUUGUUGUCUUUGGCAUUAAUCUAAAGCUCAGAGCAAAUAUUCAUUUGAUAAUAUUUGUGAUGUUGUUACAGUUUCUGUUCUCAUGGUCAUAUAUACCCCUAUGCUACAUAGAAACAUGAACCAAUAUUUGCAAAGUAUGAGACUAGAAUUUGGAGUUUUAAUCCAUUUUGUAAAGUUCAAGGCACACAGACAACUUCUACAGAGUAUUGUGGAAAAGAGCUAAUUUUUUUUUAAAAAAAAAAAAAACAAUGAGAACUGGACUUCUGUCUUGCUUUGUUAUAUUUGAAAAAAUAAUUCCUCCAUCGUAUUAUUUUAAGGCCUGAGAUUUAGCUCUGGCAAAGCACUAAAUACUCUCUUUCUGAUUGAGGAAAGAACUUAAGCACACAUUUAACUCUAACCAUAUGAAGUAAUCCCAGAGCACGUACAAGAUAUUUUUAAUUGCGUAUUUAAAUAUCUUGUUAGAUCAGCUGAAGAGCUUUGGGGCAUGCGUAGAAUCACAUCCUAAGAAGCCUAACUGUAGGCAUCCUCUUUUAGAAAACUUGCCAUAAGUUUUUAUUGAUAAAACUUUCACGAAUCAUUGAUUUAUUCAUUUAUAAACUGAAUUGACAGUAUUCUCUGUUAAAACCCUAUGUGUGAUUGUGAACACCUUCUUUAGCAACUGUUUUGUUUAGAGGUAAAUGAUUUAGGUGUACGGUAAACAAAACUAGACAUAAAGAUUUUGCUGGCCCAUCCCUCUACCAUUUUUUUCUAUAGCUCUAAUCUUGACUCAGUAUGUUUAUACACAAACUAAGUGAGGUUUCUCCUUACUAAGGAAAUACUAUUUUUUUGACACAGUUGUAACCUCCUUUCUGAAAUCAUUUGUUUAUAUAUGCAGAUAAUGAUUCCUGCUAUUGAAAAACUAUAAAAGAAAGAUAUUUUAAUUUUGGCAGAUAGUGUCCUAUCAUCUCCCUAAUAUCACGUAUUCCAAAUUUCUGUGAUAAAAGUCAUAGUUGUUCUCUAGUACAUUUUGAGGUAGCAACCAAGAAAGCAGACAAGAAGUGUAUGUGAAUAGUUCACCAAGUGUGUAUGGAUCCUAUUCAGGAAAAUUCUCUCCAAACUUUAGGAAUCUAACGGACUGUUCUAAAGCAAAAGCCUAAAUUCACUUUUUACUAAGGAAAGGAGGUAGAUGCUUUUAAAAACCCUCAGAUGAGGCUUCUGUUCUCCUAACUUAGGUGCUUGCAGUUGUUCAGAGAUGAUUGGCCUCUUGAGGUCUUAAGGCAAGUAGCUCUCUUGGCAGGCUGCAGUGGGGCCAUAGGCACUUAUUUAGAAAAUCCUUCUCUGUCCACCUGCAUCUUAGGCAGAAGCAAAGUGCUUAAAUCAGGCAAUUUGAUCCUACCAUAAGGAUUGCCUAUUUCCAUGUGGUAUCCUUAGAGGAAUUCAUUUUAACCAUGGAGAUGGUUACAAAUAUUUAAAUAUUUGUAAACAGUAUGGUAUUUUUAACAACUAUAUUUUUUUUUUCAAAAAACACUACAUUAAUUAAGUUUAUAGAACAUGUUUUUUUAUGCCAAAUGUCUCAUUUAAUCAUAUUUCUCCUCUUUGUAUUUACUGAGCCUUUAAGAUUCAUUAUAGCAAUAAAAUCAGAAUAGCUUUCUUACAGUCAAUUUUCAGUUAUUAACAUGAAGUUAUAGAUGACAGAGUGACUGUAGGUGGAAGAAUGAUGGAAUUCCUCCUCUACUUCAUUGUACUGCUAUUAUCUCUUACAUGAACUUAAAUACUAGCAUGAAACUAGUGUAACUGAGUGGAAAAUUGCACCAGUUACUACUGAACGAAGACUACAGACUCAGGCCUCUAGACCUAAUGUUUUAAAUAUUAUGUGAUAAAAAUAUAAUAUGUCUUUCUAAAUAUUGUGAAUAAAAGCUUAACAGAAAGUAAGCUUAGUUUAUUAAAUAAUCUUUCAUUUCUGCAGAAAAGUUCUGCAAUUCAGAAUGAACAUUAUUAAAAAUGUAGAAAGUCCAUGUGAGCAGAAUUAAACAAGACAAUAACAAGCUAAUUGCAUAUAAAAGUUAUGAUGAAGACUGUUCUGAAUUUUAAUAGCCUUACAUUUAGGGGGCCAUAAAAUAAAAUCUCUCUGGCAAAGCAUAAUUCUUAAUUUGCUUGGAACUAUAAAAAAUACUUCUAGUCCUUCAUUCUGACAAUACUUUCCGGUGCCCAUUCUCUCUUCUUACUUGGAACUUACUGAUUAUAUUUGAUAACUCAUGUAUUUUCUUGCAAAUUAUUUCUCAUUUUCUCUUUUAAAUUUUCUCAGACUGUUAUAUUUAUACAAAAUCAUAUUUAUAGUUCUACUGAAGACUUCUCAUUCUCCUACUCAUAAUCCUAUUUUCCCUUUCCUGUUACCCUUCUCUUAGAACAGCUUUGUGUCUCCUCAAAGAAGAUAAAUCAGAGGUCUUUUCCAAAGCAGCUGGAUAUUUCUCACAGAAUUACUAAAUUGUGUUAGAGUAUUUUGGUGAGCUAAGCUCUCUUCCAUUUUUGCAAGACAGUAGUUUUCUUCUGAUUUGCAAAAAUCAGUCUCUGUAAGAAUAUUAUA